AUGUCUGUUUCAAGUAGUUCUCGUCAGCACCCAGCAGUAACGAAGAAACCGUUAGUAUCAGUGUUCGACUGGGACGACACCCUCUGUCCAACAACAUGGCUACAUUCGCGUGAAUUGUUGGUCGCCCACGGUCUCAUUAACGGUGCUUCGUCCAUGGACAUUGAGACUUUCGAGCAAAAGCCAGCGCCGUCUCCAUUGACAAAAUUGGAUCGGUACCGAUUGGAACAACUUGAGCACCACAUCCUUGAGCUUUUGCAAGUCGCAGCUCAAUUCGGUCCCGUCUUCAUUGUCACAGCAGCUUCCUUGGCUUGGGUGGUCAGUGCUGAGCACUUUUUGCCUCAAGUGCGUCACUUUUUACUGGAUAAUCAAUGGCAGUGUGAUGAUAGUGGACUCGUUGAACGGGUACAAGUGGUAUCGGCGAGGGAUUGGUACCACCAUCACGUCUGUGCUGGAUGUAGCCAAUUGGAGUGGAAAUGCGCGACAUUUGAGGCAUUAUGUAGCCAUCUGAAAGUGCAGGAAGUCUAUGGGAGGUUGAACACGCGGACGGAUUUAGUAUCAAUUGGUGAUGCAAGGUUUGAACAGGAAGCGUGUGUCCGGAUGGAGGAACAUGCGGGCGAGUUAAUACGGAGCAAGACAAUGAAGUUUGUCGAGCGACCGACGUUGGAGGAAUUGGUGGAGCAAGUGCGAAUGACGUGUUCCGUUUACGAUCGGAUGUGUUGGCAUGACAAUAGUUUGCACCUUUGUGUGGCACGCAAACAAGCACAGGGCGUGAGUAGAUUUCACCAGAGGUUUGGAAGUGGAGUGGAGGGUAGUGAAGCUGCACUCGAGACGUUGCAGCUUUUGGAGAUCGACAAAAAAACAGCGCUGGAAGGACAGACUACCACGGGAUGUAAUACGAGACUGCAACAACUGCCACUUGCAGCAAAUGCGUCAACACACGAUGUCCGUCCGGUAGUUGAAGCGGCGAGAGGGAACCAGAACAAUGCAUCGCAACAAGCAGCAGUACCAGUUAGGAGCUGGUGA
Molecule: messenger RNA, 1023 nt
Organism: Peronospora matthiolae
Lineage: Eukaryota; Oomycota; Peronosporomycetes; Peronosporales; Peronosporaceae
Source: the annotation of a GenBank genome assembly